GGGAAUAAUAUUAAAAAAAAAUUAUGGACCGUUUCGUGCUUCAAGAUCCAUUUCUUCGUUUCCCCCAAAUCCCUGCCCGAGCUUUUAUAGACUCUUCAUCUCCUUCUCGUUGCGCCUGUUUUUUUUAUUGCAGGAGAAAGAGAUCGAUGGCGACGAGUAAAUUCAAGCUGGAUCAUCCUCUUGAAUGGAGGAAAGGUGAGGCUGCUCAAAUCAGUGAGAAGUUUCCGGAUAUGAUUCCUGUGAUUGUGGAGAAGGCUCAAAGAAGUGACGUUCCAGACAUUACCAAGAGGAAGUACCUUGCUCCAGCCGACCUCACUGUGGGACAAUUUGUUCACGCGAUUCGCAAGAGGAUCAAGCUUACCGCUGAGAAGGCCAUCUUUGUCUUCAUUGACAAUACACUACCAUCCACAGCUGCGACGCUGUCUGUGAUUUACAAGGAACACAAGGAUGAGGAUGGUUUCCUAUAUAUGACUUACAGCGGGGAGAACACUUUCGGCUCCGACUAAUCAUCCAGAAUAUCAUCUGUGAAUAAUAUCCGAUUUGCUUUACAGUCUCCUCUUUCCUCCAUCACUUUGCAGUGAGCUUCUGUUUUCAUUUACAUGGAUUUUGUUCAUUAUUUUAAAAAAAAAAAUGGCUAAAAGACUCUUUUAAACCCUCCUUAUUCUACAUUGUUAAUGCCAUUUGAAUUAUUCUCUUUGCUUGUUUA
Zingiber officinale is the source of this 706-nucleotide messenger RNA. Its product is annotated as autophagy-related protein 8C-like. Bases 24 to 506 code for a protein of 160 amino acids. The transcript is spliced from 6 exons. The record is from RefSeq and is a predicted model, not a curated record. NCBI's taxonomy places the organism in Eukaryota, Viridiplantae, Streptophyta, Magnoliopsida, Zingiberales, Zingiberaceae. Gene Ontology annotation, biological process: cellular response to nitrogen starvation.